This is a messenger RNA of Anguilla rostrata (American eel), 4106 nucleotides long. RefSeq names its product cytohesin 3a (gene cyth3a). The transcript has 10 exons. Gene Ontology annotation, biological process: regulation of ARF protein signal transduction. NCBI's taxonomy places the organism in Eukaryota, Metazoa, Chordata, Actinopteri, Anguilliformes, Anguillidae. Gene Ontology annotation, molecular function: guanyl-nucleotide exchange factor activity. The record is from RefSeq and is a predicted model, not a curated record. Bases 357 to 1316 code for a protein of 319 amino acids.
GUACAGCGAGUGGUGUCUAAACGGACUGCUCUCAUACAAUGAGAUCGUUCAGAUGACCGUGUCGGUUUUAUGGAAGCGUCCACAUUUUGCAGGAUAUAAUCCAUUAAAUUACUUGAAAAAUAGUGUUAACGUACCCACGACAUAUGGUACAUAACAAACGGUUAUUUUAAAUAAUACAUAUUUAGUGAUAUAUAUCUAUGCGUGUUUGUUACCUAGCUUCUGCAAAGCCAUCUGUUCAUACUGUUCGUACAGCUUGCAGCAAAAUAAAGCUGUUUUAGGCAUCUUCCAGUGUAGGCUAUUACACUAAUCUCCAAGUUUCACAGCUGUUACCUAUCUUUGGACUGUUUGCAGUGAACAUGGACGAAGACAGUCAAGUACCUGAGGAUCUCUCGCUAGAUGAAAGGGACGAGCUGUCAAACAUACGACGGAGGAAAAAAGAGCUGUUGGAUGAUAUUGAGAGGUUGAAGUUUGAGAUUGCUGAAGUCAUGACUGAAAUUGAACAGUUGACAUGUGUGGGGGAGAGCAAAACAUCACAGAGAAACAAACAGAUUGCCAUGGGCAGGAAGAAAUUUAAUAUGGAUCCUAAAAAAGGAAUUCAGUUUCUCCUGGAAAACGACCUGUUACAGAACACUCCUGAAGACAUUGCACAGUUUCUGUACAAAGGCGAGGGUCUGAACAAAACUGUUAUUGGGGAUUACUUAGGGGAGCGGGAUGAUUUUAACAUCAAGGUCCUCCAGGCAUUUGUGGAGCUUCAUGAGUUUGCAGAUCUUAACCUUGUGCAGGCUUUGAGGCAAUUUCUGUGGAGCUUUAGACUCCCUGGAGAAGCUCAGAAAAUUGAUCGGAUGAUGGAGGCCUUUGCGUCACGCUACUGCCAGUGUAACCCAGGAGUCUUUCAAUCCACAGACACAUGCUACGUGCUCUCCUUUGCCAUCAUCAUGCUGAACACCAGUCUGCAUAACCCCAACGUUCGGGACAAGCCAGCGGUGGAGAGGUUUAUCUCCAUGAACCGUGGGAUCAAUGAAGGAGGAGACCUGCCAGAGGAGCUUCUGAGAAAUUUAUAUGAAAGUAUUAAGAACGAACCAUUCAAAAUCCCAGAAGACGAUGGAAACGACCUGACGCACACGUUCUUCAACCCGGACAGAGAAGGGUGGCUGUUGAAGUUAGUGUCCUCCUCCUCUCCUCCCAUCUUCCCUGCCCUCCCUGGCAUGAUCGUUGUGCUUUUAUUUUGUCUGUUUGGUGUGUGUUUUUGUUUUUGCUUGGUUUGUUGUGAAAGGUGGAUGUUUAAAUGUGCCUUCUUGUUUACUUAUGCCCUAUGACCUCUCACCUUUCUGUUCUGUGACUGGCUGUCUCCACUUACUGUGCACCAGGAGGUAGGUACCCUAGAGGGCCCCCCUCCCCCCAUCCCUCCCCUGCCCCCUCUGCUUCCAUUCUCAUUUCUAUUUCUAUCUUUCAUCCUUAAUGUUUGCUGUUUUGUCAGAUAGCUGUAAUUCACAGAGGCUAUAGCUGCACAGUGCCUUCCAUCUAAUUUCCUGGUUACUGUUCUGAUCUCGGUAGAUCAGUGGGCUAGGGCAGUUAGGGGGUGAAAGGUCAGCCCAACACUGAGAAGUCUGGGUUUGCUGACUCCCUCACAUGCUGGCUCAGACUGGCACCUACCUCUCACUGUGUGCAAGGCCGCGGCUGGCUAAUUAAGUCCACUCUAUGCGAAUCUCACGUGUGUCUCAAAUGCCAAGAAAGGUUGCUGGUAUAGUGGACUUUCUCAAGGAAUGUUACAGUCUACAAUUUUGUGAUGUUUUAAUUCAUUAUAUUUAGUUGCGAUGAUGUGCACAUAUAACUCCUCAAAGAAAAUACAAUUCUUAUAUGUCCUUACAUGGAUUAUAUACCAUCAGCAUUAACUGUCAGGAUUGAUAAUAAGGAAUUUUAAGGCUUAGGUUGUGUUCAGUUGUGUCAUUUCUUUGCCUUUUCUAUUUUGAAUUGAUGAUUCCAAAACAGGAAUGAAAAAAAUGAGUUCAAACAAACAGAAAUUAACUAUAAAAUGGAGAUUCCAGGCUUUUCCAGACUUGACCUCUGUUCAAACACGUAGGUUGGGAUGGUCCAUGAAACACUAGGAAGGAAUGUACUGGAGGUGCUGUACCACUUUGGGAUUACUGUAAGCGCCACUGCCCACUUCCCACUGCAGCAAGGCUUUGUGCGCAUUCCACCUGAAUGAGAGGAGAAACGGAUCUCCCGCCAGGACUACAGGCACGGCCUGCCGCCCAUUGUGAUUGUCUCUCCUCCAGGCCUGCCCGGACUCAACCUGUGUGCUGCUGUUGCCCAACACUACUGCGUCAUUAGAGCUGUGUCAUAAUGGCUGGCCGCCGGCUACAGUCUUUCUCACUGGGGUCCCCUCCUCUCUCCACAAGCUGCAUUUGCUCAUUUCUUCUAAUGACGGUUUUUCUCUUUUGCCUUGCGUGUUAAAUUCAGCUGAACUGCCCGUGGGAUAAUGCUCUCCCUUUACUACAUAAUUAUUCGAUUUCAAUGGUUUUCCAGGUAAUUAAAUGGAAGGCUGGCACUGUUGGAACUCCAACCCUUUUCCAUAAGUAUUGUGUUGCUUUCUUCAGUUGGACACAUACACAGUGACUACAGUAUGCAAAUACAUUGACAGGGGUUGUGUUGCUUUAGGGAGAACUCAAUACAGUGUAAAUGAUUCAGAUAAAGUGGGGGAAGGUUAUGGCGUGGUACUGCUAUUUGGAAGCGGAACACAACAAUUUCUGCGAAUGGGGUGUGCUCAUGCAUAUGGGCAAGAAUGGGGGUUUGGUCGCACUCUACAGUACUCAGAACAAAAAGAGGCUUACUGCAGCAGAACCCGCAAGCCUUACUCAACAGUGGAGUGUAUUAGCGGGUGAAUGUGGUUUGUGUUGGGUGUGUUCUGUUCUGAAUGAGCCUCAUUGUGAGAGAGGUGCUGAGAGAGGGACGAUGAGUGCUGGUGGCACUGGCUGCAGUGAGCCUCAGCUGAAGCUGUGCUGUACUGAGUCUGCAACCAAUGGUGGUUUGAGGGGAGAUCGAGCUGCGUCCUUCUCUAACCACAUAACACAGCUCCUGGCAAGAACACAGUUAGCUCAACAGCUGAAAAUACCCAGGUCCCUUGCUCUAGGGACUAGAGCACUAAUUGAUUCACGGCAGAGGUGAUGUCAUCAUCCAUGGGGAAUGCACAGACUCACUGCAUCACUUCAAAUGAAAAGGAAAGGGGUGUGAACAUCUGAUUUAUUUGAAGAAUAAGCCUGAAUUCAGGGUGUGGUGCCUGUACCACAUUAGAUUGAGAAUUAUACAAAAAAGGACAUUUUGUGUGUACGUAAAUAUGGUGUGUGCAAUGUUUAUACAUCUUGAUUUCUGAUGGAAUUAUUAGAAGACAUUUUUAAAGCAAAAAAAGAUAAAAUUAGAGUACCUCUUUGAAAAAAGCAUCUUGUUUUGAGCAAAAUUAUCUAAAAUUGAAUGGAUUGGAACUGGUGAUUGUAACAAAGAAAAUGAGGCAUAUGUUGUAACAAGAGAAAAGGGCUGGAGUUUUGUUGAAUGCAUCUCUGCUUUUAGAAAACGUCAUAUUUAAAAUCUUAAUUUACACUGACAUCUCAAUCAAAUACAUUCAUUGCAGAAAUAAUACUACUAAGCUACUUGUUUUUUUGCCUGUUUUGUCUCAUGCAGAAAUGUAAUUAUUUGGCAUGGAGGUAAUACAGUUUGAAUUACUCUGUAUGCCCUGGCCCCUCUCGCUGAGGAAACGCAUGCUGUCACACGUGAAAAUCUUGCAUUACUGAAAUUUUUGAUGAAAUUGAAUGCACAUUUUUCCUUCCCCAUUUCCUCUCUGGAGGGUGUCUUAAGAAAACAUUCAGCUUCUGACAGAAUUUUGGGGAAGGGAUUCAAGCAGCCGUUGUUAUUGCUAGGACCAAAUGCAUCAAAUUUCAUAAAAACCGUAGAUCUGCAGACAGUUAGUUUCGACAGAAAAUCUUGAAAAAUACAUGUUAUUUUCAACACUGGCAGUUUGUCAGGAUUUGUAUUCACCCCCAUCUGCAUUGUUGGGCUGUUUUACUUCUCAGAAGGUUAUCUGUCUUUUCUCACACAUCAUGUGUUUUGUUUUA